This is a messenger RNA of Trichoderma harzianum CBS 226.95, 3886 nucleotides long. RefSeq lists its product as hypothetical. Gene Ontology annotation, molecular function: heme binding; 2 iron, 2 sulfur cluster binding; nitrite reductase [NAD(P)H] activity. The transcript has a single exon. NCBI's taxonomy places the organism in Eukaryota, Fungi, Ascomycota, Sordariomycetes, Hypocreales, Hypocreaceae. The coding region runs from base 236 to 3595 and encodes 1119 amino acids. The record is from RefSeq and is a predicted model, not a curated record.
GGAUUCUAAUCUGUCAUACACAACUUGUGCAACACAAGUCCUCGGAGUGCUCAUGUUGCCUUUGUGUCCCCCACGACAAGGAAGUUUGCGUUGUCUCGAAUGCCUCGUUGCUGGAGGAGAGGGAGAUGUCAUGCCCACGCUUUUCAAUAAAACUACUCACCUUGCCAGGGCAGUAUAUUCGACUUCUGAAUAGGUGUCAUGCUUUCUCCAGAGAUUCCCGUCCUAAAGAAAUAAAAUGAAUGGAGUCGUUCGCGCCACCCGCCCAGGGUCAGAGGCCCUUCUGCAACGGCCUAAGAAGCGUGCUGCUGUUGUCGGGCUUGGCAUGGUUGGCAUUGCCUUUAUCGAAAAGCUUCUCAAGUACGAUAUCGACAGCGGCCGAGAUGAGUGGGAGGUGACUGUUUUCGGCGAGGAGCCUCACAUCGCAUAUAAUCGUGUUGGCCUCACACAAUACUUUACGAACCGCUCUACCGAGAGUCUUUACCUUAACCCGCUGCAAUGGUAUUCAUCACAUGCCGAGGGAAAACUCACCUAUCAUACAUCGGAUCCCGUCGUUUCGAUUGACAACAACGCCAAAUCUCUCAAAACCGCCAAGGGGUUGCAUUUCCAAUAUGACGAGUGCAUCCUUGCCACCGGUUCUAAUGCGGCUCUGCCGCCAUACAUCUCACUGCAACAAUUUCAGAAUACCAGUGGCGCUUUUGUAUACAGAACGAUCAAGGAUCUUGAUGAUAUCAUUGGGUAUGCAGUAAAUGCGCCCAACGUCAUUGGGCGUCGCAUUCGCAAAGCAGCCGUCAUUGGCGGCGGUCUCCUUGGAUUGGAAGCGGCCAAGGCUCUCCUUGAUCUUGAAGAAGUAGAUCAAGUUGUACUGGUAGAGCGAAACCGCUGGGUACUUAGUCGUCAGCUUGAUCAAGAAGGUGGAACACUGGUACUGGAAAAAGUCAAGUCUCUUGGUGUUGAAGUUCUGCUUCAAGUUCGAGUGCGAAAUCUCUUAUGGAACGAUGAUGAGAGACUCGCUGGCCUCCUUCUUGAGGGUAAAGAUGGGCUGCCGGACCAAAACUACGAAGUUGACAUGGUUGUGUUUGCUGUCGGGAUUAAACCUCGCGAUGAUCUCGCCGCAAGUACUCCCAUAUCUGUAGCCAGCCGAGGUGGUGGAUUUGUUAUCGAUAAUCACCUUCAGACCAACUUGCCUCACAUCUAUGCUAUUGGAGAGUGUGCCAACUUUCUCGACGAAACAUUUGGUUUAAUCGCUCCCGGUGUCGAGAUGGCUGAGGUCCUGGCGUUUAACUUGACGGAAGGACCCUACCACAGCAUGAGAGAGUUGAAAGCUCCCAACAUCAGCACCAAACUCAAGUUAAUGGGAGUUGAUGUCGCUUCCUUUGGCGAUUUCUUUGCGGAUCAGGGAAAGAUCAGCAGACCACUGCCGGGCGCAAUCAGUGCUCAUGCAGCUCGCAAGGCUCAAGCAACGCCUCCGACUCCGGAAGAAAUAAAGAAAAAAGUCAAAGCAUUGACAUAUCGGGAUCCUUUCUCGGACGUUUACAAGAAAUACAUCUUCACGGCAGACGGCAAAUACAUCCUCGGAGGCAUGAUGGUCGGCGACGUAAAAGACUAUGUCAAACUCGUUGGCCUGUGUAAUACAGGCAAACCCAUCGAAAAGCCUCCAGCCGAAUUCAUCAUUGGCGCCGCAAAGGAGGGAGAAGAAGAAGGUGACGAUCUGCCCCAUGAUGCUCAGGUCUGCAGCUGCCACAAUGUUAGCAAAGGCGACAUUGUGGAGUGCGUCAAGACUGGUGGUAUUCGUUCUUUUGGAGAGAUGAAAUCUUCAACAAAGUGCGGAAUGGGAUGCGGAGGUUGUGUGCCUUUGGCUACUAGCAUCUUCAACAAAGCACUCAAGGACGCUGGUGUUGAAAUCUCAAACCAUCUCUGCAAGGAUUUUGCCUACUCGCGCCAGGAACUAUACCAAAUCAUCAAAUUUAGGAAACUCAAAAAAUUUACCGCAGUGAUGGAAGCCGUCGGUAAAAAGGCUGGCGGCCUUGGCUGUGAAGUUUGUAAGCCGGCGGUUGGAUCAAUCCUUAGCUCGUUAUACAACGAGAAUAUCAUGAAACCUUCACUGCGCCAAACGCAAGAUACAAAUGAUCGAUACCUCGCCAAUGUGCAGCGUGAUGGUACUUAUUCAGUGGUUCCACGUCUCCCCGCUGGUGAGAUUACACCAGCAGGACUCAAGGUCAUUGGAGAAGUCGCGGAAAAGUUCGGAUUAUAUACCAAGAUCACAGGUGGCCAGCGCAUCGACAUGUUUGGUGCAAAGAAGCAAGAUCUGCCCCAAAUUUGGGAAUUGCUCAUCAAUGCUGGCUUUGAGAGCGGUCAUGCUUACGGCAAGGCACUUCGCACAGUCAAAUCAUGUGUAGGCAAUACCUGGUGCCGAUUUGGAGUCGGCGAUUCGGUCGGCCUUGCUGCUGAAGUCGAGAAUCGCUACAAGGGCCUGCGGGCUCCUCAUAAAUUCAAGGGCGGUGUAUCCGGAUGCGUUCGUGAAUGCGCCGAAGCACAAGGUAAAGACUUUGGCCUCAUCGCGACGCCGAAGGGAUGGAACAUCUUCGUAGGCGGUAAUGGUGGCGCAAAACCUCGCCACGCUGAACUGCUCGUUGAGGAUGUUACCCGACGAGAAGCGAUUAAAAUCCUUGAUCGCUUCCUUAUUUUUUACAUUCAAUCAGCCGAUAAGCUUGAGAGGACAGCUCGCUGGAUUGAAAAGUACCCUGGCGGUCUCAAGGGCCUGAAAGAGGUUAUUGUUGACGACAAGCUUGGCAUAUGUGCCGACUUGGAAAAGGAAAUGGAAAUACUUGUUGGUUCAUACCACUGUGAAUGGACCAAUGUUGUGAACAAUCCAGAGCGACGCAAAGCAUUCAAACAGUUCGCCAACACAGAUGAAACUCAGAUCGUAUCAGAGAAGAUCACUGAGCGGGCACAGGAACGCCCCGUGGACUGGCCUGAGGACAGUUCACCCCUUCACUUCAGUCUGUUAGACAUUGCUAAAGAUGCCAAGUGGGAAUGGCGAUCUAUCUGCAAACUUUCCAACCUGGACCGCCAGAGUGAUGCGCCAACGUCAGUAGCUGUCAAAUAUGGCGAAGUUCAGUUGGCUGUGUGGAACAUACCUGGCCGCGGUCUACGCGCAUCACAAAAUAUGUGUCCUCAUAAGAAAGCAUUUGUGUUAGCAGACGGCCUCGUGGGUGAGGAUGAGCAAGGCCGAGAGUAUGUAUCCUGUCCAUUACACAAGAGGAAUUACUUGUUGAAUCCCAAUCCCGCUGAGGGCGGUGGAAGCUGCUCGGACACCAACUACUCUAUUAUGACUUUUGAAGCCAAGGCAGACGAGGAGAACGAGGCUGUACUUCUCUAUCUUCCUCCUACUGAAGCACUCGAUGCAGUACUAUCAACAACAAAGUGGAUGCUACGAAAAGCAGGUGAAGAGCUGAGGCUCUUAGUGAAGGAUUCAGAUCAAGCGGUUGAGAUUGUAGAGCCGCUUCCACUCGGCAAGAUGAUAGAUCCGCUGUCAAGUGCGGCUCUGGCAACCCCAAUUAAAGUUUGUGGUGGUAGCGGCGCACUUGAUUGGUAGAAAUGCUGACUGACCAUGAACUUGCGGUAUCUCGUCUGUUCAGGGCAUUUUUCUGUACUUUACUAUCGUAUUAAUGCGGGAUUCAUCUCUGCUAUAAUAUUGGCACUUCUUGUAAUCGUGAAUGAAAACGCCCAUUAGAACAACAUCGGCUCAAUAACUGCUCCUUAAUAUUGUGUUUACUGUAGCGCUUCAUUACGGUCGGGUGCAAUCCCACCGAUGGCUGUCAAGCUGUGUAUGGAUGACUCUGAGACUAAGUAAUCUUCUAGUGAUACUGGCCAUGAAAACUAAAAU